CUGACUCUAAUUGCUGUAUGCACACUGACUAAUUACAUAUUAAUUUUGUAAGGAAAAAAUGGACGAAAGAACAGUUGAAUUUGAUCCUCAGCAGCAGUUUGAAGUGGGAAGGGAAAGAAUCAGUGAGGGAAUGAAGUGUUUGCAAGAUUUAGUACAAUGGUGCAACAUGAUCACAGAGAAGGGUGGAAAGGCUGACGAAACUAUCGCCUAUGUUCAAUCUCUUCAACCACAAGUAGAGUUCUUGCAUGUCCUAUUAAAGAACCCAGCUUUUGUGAAUCCCCGAGUUGAGUACAACAUCUUUAACAAACAGAUGAGGAUCAAGCAUCAAUUUCAUCUAUAGUUCAAUCCAUACAUAGUUUCUUAUUUUUCUCUUUUCCAUUAAAAUAUGAAGGAGACUGAAUCUUUAGCGGCAUGUCUCUAUCUUAGUACCUUCUCUCUAAAUCUUAUAUAUAUCUAUGAAAGAAAUUUGAGUCAGAGGUCAGAAAAAAUUCUUUCUAUAAUAUAACUAGAUCAAUAUAUUGAUUACAGUUGUAAGAAUUGAUUUGGUCAUCCUUCAAUUUUUAUAAGAUUCAUUCUGUCCCGUUGAGCCUAAAUAAAUUAGCUUUUUAUUGCUUUUAAGGUUGUCUUUGUGUAUAUGUUGAUAGGAAAUUACUCAAAUCGGAAACCAAAAUGCUAAUUUUGAGCCUACUCUUAAUCAAGACGAUGAAAUUGUGAAUCCAAGUGUGGAGAGCUCAUCACGGACUAAAAAAAGAAAGUUGAAGUCAAAAUUAUGGGAUGACUUCACAAAGUACGAAGGAGAAGAUGGGAAGGAAUUGGCUAAAUGUAAUCACUGUGAGAAAGAGUUUGUAGGUUCAAGUAAGAGUGGAACCACUCAUCUCAAAAAUCAUUUAGAAAGAUGCAAAAGUAAAAGUAGUCCUGGAGGUGCGGAUAAAUCGAUUGAAACAAUUGCUUCUCUAACUACUCCAGUUGUUAUCUAAGAGAAAUCUAUGGUUGAUCAAGAAUUAGGUCAUUUGGAUGAGACAAGGAUGAUUAUUAAGUACUGGGUUCCAUCAGUGGCGUCCAGGAAGGAUGAUAUACUUAAAGUUUACGAAGACGAGAAGGAAAAGCUACUUAGAUAUUUCAACAAACUCCCGUGUCGUUUUUCUGUAACAAUGGAGUGGUGCUGUGAGAACUCAGAUAACUUUUGGUUUAUAGCUCUCUGUUUUAUUGAUGAUAGUUGGGAAUUGAAGAAGAAGAUUAUUAAUUUGCCAAAAUAUAGAUUUGAUGAGAAUUUCUAUGAAAUUUUGAAGCGUUCACUGCAGGAUUGGAACAUAGACAAAAAAAUAUGUUGUAUGAUUGAUAAUACGAUUCCAUUUUACAAUGGAACCAGUGAAGAAUUUAAUAACUGGUUUAGUGAGCAAAGUCCAUAGGCAAGAAAGUAGCUUCUCAAGGUAUUCCUGAUUUUCAGCUAUGGGGCUUCGAACUAAUUGAGUGGGUAAUGGGAUUUAGGGAAGCAUUCUGUCAACUGGAGAGUAUAGAUCCUGAUUUUCAGUCAAUAAAUUUUGUAAGAGAGGAUUGGGAUAAGGCAACUGCACUAUACGACAGUUGGAGAGUGUUAAAAGAUGCUAGUCGUAGCUUGUCUGAUCGCAAAUAUAAUACUGCAAAUGGGUGUUUUCCAAUGAUGUAUCACAUAUUUUUUAAAUUUCUUCAUUGGGAAAAAAGUGGUGACUAUUAUUUUAGUGACAUAGCUUCAAGUUUGAGAAAGGAUUUUGAUGAAUAUUGGAGAAUUUCUAACUUGAUUUUAGUGAUUACAGUGGUUCUUGAUCCGAGAUUCAAAAUGGAUAUUGUAGAACGUUGGUACAAGGAGAUUUAUGGCAAUGUUGUAGACACACACCUCAAGUUAGUCACUGAUGCUAUUGCAAAUAUUUACAAUGAAUAUGCAGAGCGCGCUAGCAAUUCUGAAUCAUCAUCUUCUUGGGGCUGCGGUGAAAUGCUAGACGACAUGUGGAGGCCAUGUAUGUCUUCACAACAUGUUAAUGAUGUUGUUUCAACAGAACUCGAUCGCUAUUUGGGAGAUUCUAAAUUUUGUCCCGUCCAAGAGUUUGACAUAUUGGCUUGGUGGCGAUUAAACUCCUCCACCUUUCCAACACUUGCGAGGAUGGCCUGUGAUUUUUUAGCAAUACCUAUUUCUGCUCCAAUUGAAGUUUUAGAUUCUCCCUUGGUGACUGAAAUUGAAGAUAUUUUUGACUGUCAAAUCCUGGAUGAUGACUUCAAAGUUGCUUUAGCAUGUACAAAAGUUUGGUUGUAAAGCUUUGAAAGUAAACAACUAAGUUGUUGAAAGAGACAACAAAAGUGUUUGUUUGUCUAUUUGUUUUUAUUUUUGUUUUUUUAAUGAUCCAAAGUGUCCGGAUCGGUCUUCGCGUACCUCAAUAUUAUA
Molecule: messenger RNA, 2416 nt
Organism: Pistacia vera
Lineage: Eukaryota; Viridiplantae; Streptophyta; Magnoliopsida; Sapindales; Anacardiaceae
Product: zinc finger BED domain-containing protein RICESLEEPER 1-like
Exons: 3
Coding region: 1478-2287 (269 amino acids)
Molecular function (GO): DNA binding; protein dimerization activity
Source: RefSeq, a predicted model, not a curated record